Linum tenue is the source of this 1047-nucleotide messenger RNA. Lineage: Eukaryota; Viridiplantae; Streptophyta; Magnoliopsida; Malpighiales; Linaceae. The record is from the annotation of a GenBank genome assembly.
CGCUGCUGCCUCCUGCAUCGCCCGAAUGCCUGGCUAUAAAAGCGGAUCGCGCCGGGAACCGACCUCAUCCAUCCUUCAUUCUCUCAGCUCUCUCUAUUCUAGCUCUUGCACUUGAUAUUCGUUUGCGAAUCGGCGGUCAGUUUCAGUCUUAGUCAAACUCAUUCGCUGGAGAUGGAUACCGGAGCUAAGGUGAAGAAGGGAGCCGGUGGCAGGAAGGGCGGUGGCCCGAAGAAGAAGCCAGUCUCCAGGUCCGUCAAAGCUGGUCUUCAGUUCCCCGUCGGAAGAAUCGGAAGGUACCUGAAGAAGGGGCGCUACUCUCAGAGGGUCGGCACCGGAGCUCCCGUCUACAUGGCCGCUGUCCUCGAGUAUCUGGCUGCUGAAGUUCUUGAGUUGGCUGGGAAUGCUGCCCGUGACAACAAGAAGAACAGGAUUAUCCCUCGCCAUGUGUUGCUGGCCAUCAGGAACGACGAGGAGCUCGGAAAGCUGCUCGCCGGAGUGACGAUUGCCCACGGUGGUGUUCUCCCCAACAUCAACCCAGUGCUGUUGCCGAAGAAGGCCGAGAGAGCCGCCAAGGAGCCCAAGGAGACCAAGUCGCCAUCCAAGGCUGGCAAGUCCCCGAAGAAAGCUUAGUUGAGUGGGUUACACAGAGUGUCUGAUUUAGGGGGUGUUAUCUUCUCUUUUGUUCAGCAAUCUAUGUUCUAGUUGUACCUAAUUCUCGCUUUAGUUGUUAUGGUGGGUUUAUUUUGGGUUUCUGGGUGUGAGAGGAAUGAGAUGUAUUGUGUGAAAAUUGGCAUCUCCUUUUUCUCUUCAUACCAUUGUCAUCACAGUGGUAGCAUAUGUACUAGAUGGCUGUAAUGAUUCGAGCUCUAAUGGAAUGGCAACGCUUUGUUUCUGCACAAUCCUUUGUCACUGAACUUGCAAAUAUCCUAACAGCUGACCUCUCAUUUUCCAGCGAGUAGAGUUAAUGUACUACCAUGUAUAGCUGACUCCCGACCUAAUGAACACGUAACAAGAACGAAAUCAGAACUAGCACAUUCUGAAAAUUCU